AUGUCUCAAACCAAUUCAGAAAAGGCCGAAGCCAUUACGCCGGCGCCGGCUCGCACUAGUGGAAGCAUUGACGCGGGCAAGCUCGAAAACGCCGAGGAUGCAUUUGAGAUCUUCAAGCGUAGUGAAGGAGCAGUUGACUUCCGGACAGUUGGCUGGAUCCAAGCCUCGGUCAUCUUUCUCAAGGUCAUUUUUGCUACCGGCGUCCUUACGAUUCCCUCCGCCAUGUAUGUCCUCGGCGCACUCCCAGGUGCCAUCAAUGUCUUGGGGUGGCAAUUUCUGAACACAUACUGUGCCAUCAUCCAAGGAAACUUCCGCAACACUCAUGCCGGUUGCCAUUCCAUUGCCGAUAUGGCUCAAGUAGUUGGAGGUGUCUGGCUUAAAGAAAUUGUUGGAGUCUUAUUUCUUGUCACGUAUGCGAUUGUUGGCGCGUCCGGAAUCUUUGGUACAUCGGUUGCCUUCAACGCCCUUUCGAACCACGCUAUUUGCACCAACUAUUUCAUGUUGGUUGCAACAGCUGCAGUUUUUAUUCUUGCCAGCAUUCGCAAGUUUGAGAAAAUCGCGUGGUUGACGUGGGCUGGGUUCUUGUCUGUAUACAUUGCCGUCUUCAUUGUUGUAGUUGCCGUCACGCAGGUGGGCAGACCUGCCGCUGCUCCACAGACUGGUGACUUCGAUCUCGGAUACCACGCCAUUGGCAACCCUAACUUUGUCACCGGCAUCACGUCCGUCGCUACUAUCUUCUGUUCCGGCGCAGGCACUUCUGCGUUUCUUCCCGUUAUUUCGGAGAUGAAGAAGCCAAGAGACUACAACAAGGCUGUGUAUCUUUGCAUGGGAGUUGUCACAGCUUCUUACUUGACUUUCUCUCUCGUAGUAUACCGUUGGUGCGGCCAAUGGGUGGCGUCCCCUUCUCUAGGGAGCGCUGGUGACGUUGUCAAGAAAGUGUCUUAUGGCAUUGGCCUGACCGGUCUGAUGGUCAGCGCAUGUCUAUACAUUCACGUUGCCGCCAAGUAUCUCUUUGUUCGACUUCUGCGCAACUCAGUUCACCUGCAGAAGAACUCGGUUGUCCACUGGUCCGUGUGGAUUGGAUGCACUUUCGCCAUGUCAGCUGUAUCAUACCUCCUAGCAUCCGGCAUUCCCAUAUUCAACUACUUGCUUGCUCUGGCAGGAAGCUUGACGUUCGCACCUCUGGCCCUUGGUCUCCCAGGCUACCUCUGGGUUUUUGACCAUCAACACUACCGCCAGGGAACUUGGUGGGAGGUGGUGGUGUACUGGUUAAAUUGGCUUAUGAUCUUCUUGGCAGUCUUCUUGACAAUCGGAGGAACCUACGGUGUUGUCCAAAAUAUCAUUGACGCCUACGCCAACGGACUGAUUGGAGGCGCGUUUUCUUGCGCGGACAACAGCGGAUCCUCAUGA
This is a messenger RNA of Colletotrichum graminicola M1.001, 1410 nucleotides long. RefSeq names its product transmembrane amino acid transporter. Gene Ontology annotation, molecular function: amino acid transmembrane transporter activity. The record is from RefSeq and is a predicted model, not a curated record. Gene Ontology annotation, cellular component: vacuolar membrane. Bases 1 to 1410 code for a protein of 469 amino acids. Lineage: Eukaryota; Fungi; Ascomycota; Sordariomycetes; Glomerellales; Glomerellaceae. Gene Ontology annotation, biological process: amino acid transmembrane transport. The transcript is spliced from 3 exons.